Molecule: messenger RNA, 1143 nt
Organism: Exserohilum turcica Et28A
Lineage: Eukaryota; Fungi; Ascomycota; Dothideomycetes; Pleosporales; Pleosporaceae
Exons: 1
Coding region: 1-1143 (380 amino acids)
Source: RefSeq, a predicted model, not a curated record
AUGGACGAGUUUUAUAUCCACGUACAACCUCAUAGCCGCUACAGCAUCUUUGACGCAGCGGAGCAGCUACCAUUCAGUGUUGUCUUUGGCAUUUGCCGUAUUUCCAAAUCCGAUACUGAUCCCCGGUCAAUACUCAUCGACACGGCGGGCACGGUGUUCGAUGUACCGUACGCCCUAGCACGUGGCUUGCUCACUCUAUAUGAAGAGAAUCCUGGGGGAGCUACAAAAUGGACAGAGGUAGAAGUAAGUGGAAUGGGGAAUGUCCGUAUGGGUGAUUCAAAAUGCAUUUCUGUUCCUUCUCCCAUCCACCGUACAAAGAACUGGAAGGAUGACCUGACGGUGUAUAUGUGUCGCAUCACCCUCGAGGGUGGGCUGGCAUCAAUUUUGAAGGUAGGGAAGAGAUACAGAAUAAAGGUUACGGGCAAAGAUCUGGGCGUCAGCAAGUGGGCGUACAGCGACCAAGAGCGAUUUCCAGAGAAUCAUGACGAACUAGCAAGGUUGGUCAACAGCUACUCUCGCGGUCAUGCAACAUUUAAAGUUGUGAACAACAUAUUAUUUCCACCAAGAUUAGAGACGAGAAUGCGCCUUGUUCAAGGAACUUCAUUGGAAGUUACGGUUGAAAAUACCGCUGCAGAAACCAUCACUGUGCAGCCUCGAGGCCACCAGAAUUUCGUCGUUCCAUGGGGUCCAAUGGAGCCAGAGCCGGGUUGGCUGGAUGAUAGACCAAGAAUCAUCGACUCCUCGGUACAGGAUCACGCUCCCACAUCCAGCCUUGUGGUUCUGGACGCUGCGACGGGAGAAGUUGUUCGCGGGCAAGGAAAUACCAGCAUAUGUCACUUGAGAAGCUCUACCGCCGAGUUACGACCCAGGGUGAAUGAUUUGAUAACUCUGGAGCCUCAAAAACCUGUUGCCAACGUGGUCCAAAUCGACAGAAAGGUCAAAGGACUGCAAGACGGGAAAUACAAAAUCCGGAUGCAUCCAAAAGGGUGUCGCUGGUGGCAGGGGAGGCUUGGAAAUGAGGACAGUGAGGACGGAAAAGUUCCAGCACGAUUAUGGAAACGCCUGGCUAUUCCGCUUAUGCUCGAGUCGCAGGAUGAAGUAGAAGUGACUAUUAAAGAUGGGAAACUCGAAGCAGUUCUGUGA